AUGAGAAGAAGGCUACAUAAGAAACCAUCUUUGGAAAUUCAGAGAAAUAGAGAAGACACAGAAGAUGAGGGGUCAGAAAGAGGAGGGAAUCAGCCUUUAAGUGCCUUCAGUCAAGGAGGACAGAUUAAUUGUGGUGAGUUCCGUGACCCCAAGGUCUUCUGCACUCGGGAAUCUGACCCACUCUGUGGCUCUGAUGGCCAGACAUAUGGGAAUAAGUGUGCCUUCUGCAAGGCAUUGGAGAAAAGUUCUGGGAAGAUCAACCUGAAGCAUCGUGGGAAAUGCUGA
Molecule: messenger RNA, 285 nt
Organism: Apodemus sylvaticus (European woodmouse)
Lineage: Eukaryota; Metazoa; Chordata; Mammalia; Rodentia; Muridae
Product: serine protease inhibitor Kazal-type 6-like
Exons: 4
Coding region: 1-285 (94 amino acids)
Molecular function (GO): protein binding; serine-type endopeptidase inhibitor activity
Source: RefSeq, a predicted model, not a curated record